AUGCAAAAGAUCACAUCAUAUCUCCCGUCAUGGGACACGACAAAAAAGGGAAGCAAAAAGGGCUUCGACAAGGCCUUCAAAGUCGUCGACAAGCUUGGCGCGCCCAUCAACAGACUCUCCAACCGCAUCGGCAGCGAGGCCUUUUGGCCAACGACCCUCGACAAGGAAAGCGACAAGGCAGCUAGAAUUCUAAAAUCAUUUUGCAAGGAUGGAUUCUACACCGAGGAGGAGCCCUCCCCCGGCGUCCCCGACAGCGCCGGCCCGAAGCAGAAGCAGCGCGUCCUCAAGAAGAUCCCCCAGAGCGUCAUCCAAAACGCCGUCGGCCUCGCCAUCUUCACCACCAUGCGCACUGGCCUCUGGAUCUCCGGCGCCGGCGGCUCCGGCGUGCUCGUCGCCCGCCAACCCGACGGCUCCUGGUCGCCCCCCUCCGGCAUCCUGCUCCACACCGCCGGCCUCGGCUUCCUCGUCGGCGUCGACAUCUACGACUGCGUGCUCGUCAUCAACACGCGCGCCGCCCUCGCCGCCUUCACCAAGAUCCGCGCCACCCUCGGCGGCGAGGUCAGCGCCGUCGCGGGGCCCGUUGGCGUGGGUGGCGUGCUGGAGAAUGACGGCCACUGGAGCAAGCAGGCAGGGAGGCCGGUCUUUACGUACCUCAAGUCGCGCGGCUUCUACGCGGGCGUGCAGGUGGACGGCACGGUGGUGAUUGAGCGGACGGACGAGAAUGCGCGCUUCUACAACGAGACGGCGAUCGCGGCGGCGGAUAUCUUGGCGGGCAAGGUGCGGCACGUCCCGGGGCGGGAGACGAGGAGGCUGAUGGAGGCGCUCAAGGCGGCGGAGGGCAGCGCGGACGUGGACGAGAAGGUGCUGGAGGAGCUGGGGGCGGAGCCGGCACCGGGGGACGUCGACGUCGUGUCGCCUACGGCCACAUUUGGCUUCCCCGGAGAGGAUGAUCCAGAUCCGUACGGUGUGGCGGCGCUCGAGAGGGAAGGUCUCGGGAUUGUCGAGGCCGGCUCCCACGCUAGGGUAUCCAGCGACCAGUUUGAGUUCCGCCCGCGGAGCGGCAGCAGCUUUCGGCCCCGCGCCAGCACGGCAGGAUCGCCGCCGACAUACCGGGCGAGCUUCGGUGACGCGCCGGCGCGGAAACCACGGUGGAGCAGCGGAAGUGCCUGGACGACGACGUCGGAUGCCGCCACGCAAACAGAUGGCGAAGACACUACGACGACGACGGCGACGACGACGACGACGACGACGACACCGGCGACGAGCCCGGAGACGAGCAGUCCCGGGCCCCGCGUCCUGACGAGGCAUGAUGCGGCCGAGGCGGUGCGGGAAGGGGAUCUGUCACCACCACGCUACGAUGGAAGAGCGGACAGUCCCUACUCGGCCAUUGCGGAGGGCGAAUUGGAUGAGAUGAGCAUUUAUGGCGCCGAGGACGGCGAGUUCCUCGAUGCGCAAGAGGCGGCGACAAAGCCAGUGGUGCUCCCGAAGGGCCCGCCGCCGGCACUUCCUCCUCGACACGUGGUGGUAGAGGCGAAGCCAAAGACGGUAGAGGCCGACUUUGAAGAUUUGGAUUUGGAUGUUGUAAAGAAAUGA
Molecule: messenger RNA, 1593 nt
Organism: Cordyceps fumosorosea ARSEF 2679
Lineage: Eukaryota; Fungi; Ascomycota; Sordariomycetes; Hypocreales; Cordycipitaceae
Product: DUF500 domain protein
Exons: 2
Coding region: 1-1593 (530 amino acids)
Molecular function (GO): phosphatidylinositol binding
Source: RefSeq, a predicted model, not a curated record